Volvox carteri f. nagariensis is the source of this 651-nucleotide messenger RNA. RefSeq lists its product as uncharacterized. The transcript has a single exon. Lineage: Eukaryota; Viridiplantae; Chlorophyta; Chlorophyceae; Chlamydomonadales; Volvocaceae. The record is from RefSeq and is a predicted model, not a curated record. Bases 1 to 651 code for a protein of 216 amino acids.
AUGUGUUCGGGGACUUUGGAUGGUCGCUUUGCUUUGCCAUGGCGGCAGGGCGCCACUGUUGAGAUCCUGCAACAAGGCAUUCGAAACAGCCAAGCGCAACAACAUGAGCCUCACAUGUCAAAUUUUCGCAAGCAUACCGGAAUGCUCAACAUUCUUCUGAGCAACAAAACGGAGGGGACGCUGCCUGCGAACGUUGACAAGUACUCGUUUUCCACAUCUGCACCAGUGGCAAAAGAGCUGGAUUCUCAGGAUAAUGGGUUUCUUCCGCAGCCUCCAUUGCCGUGGAUUGCUGAAGGCCACCAAGGCAAGAGCGCGACACACACUCAGUUGAUUCAGCAUGCUCGGGCGCAGCAAUACCUGUUUGGUAAGCCGCAGCUCAACAGUUGCACAGUGAAAAUGACACACAAGAUCCUGAUGUGGGGCGCAGAAGACAAUGGUCAAACUGUCCUGGCUGGCGAAUACCGGACCCACCCUGCAUACUCUGCACUCUGGGAACCGGCUUCUCUUCGAUUCUUGGGAAUCCCUUCAUUUGGCGUUCGUUUCAUGCUCAUUUUGUGCUCACUUCGGAAUGGAUUGCUAAGCGGCCACGGACCCAGCGCCCCUAUCAGGCAUGCUGCCGUUAAGGGCAAGGCUUACUCGCCCCCAAACUAA